Molecule: messenger RNA, 1155 nt
Organism: Colletes gigas
Lineage: Eukaryota; Metazoa; Arthropoda; Insecta; Hymenoptera; Colletidae
Gene: Rpn11
Product: 26S proteasome non-ATPase regulatory subunit 14
Exons: 6
Coding region: 183-1115 (310 amino acids)
Biological process (GO): protein deubiquitination; proteasome-mediated ubiquitin-dependent protein catabolic process
Cellular component (GO): proteasome regulatory particle, lid subcomplex
Molecular function (GO): proteasome binding; protein binding; metallopeptidase activity
Source: RefSeq, a predicted model, not a curated record
ACGUCAGUCACUCUCUAUUGCUUCCUAUAGGCUGCGCUCGUGAGUGUGCACAUUUGAGAGUUGUCAAUUGCAUUGCAUGUGAAAAUAAUGCUUAUUUAAUACUACGAAUGAACGAUAAAUUAUAAUAUUUUCUGAACUAAUUGUGAACUUAUUUAAUAGAAACCUUUGAAAAAUAAAUAAAUAUGGACCGACUUUUGAGAUUAGGAGGUAUGCCAGGUAUGAACCAAGGACCUCCAACUUCAGAUGCCCCCGUUGUUGAUACUGCAGAGCAGGUGUACAUAUCAUCGUUAGCGCUUUUAAAAAUGCUUAAACACGGACGUGCUGGUGUACCUAUGGAAGUAAUGGGUUUGAUGCUUGGAGAAUUUGUCGACGAUUAUACCGUUCGUGUUAUCGAUGUGUUUGCAAUGCCUCAAACGGGAACUGGAGUCAGCGUGGAAGCAGUUGAUCCAGUAUUUCAAGCAAAAAUGUUAGACAUGCUUAAACAAACUGGACGACCGGAAAUGGUUGUCGGGUGGUACCAUUCCCAUCCAGGAUUUGGUUGCUGGCUGUCUGGCGUCGAUAUUAACACGCAACAAUCAUUCGAGGCUCUUAGCGAAAGAGCAGUUGCUGUCGUUAUCGAUCCGAUACAGUCUGUGAAAGGAAAAGUUGUUAUCGAUGCAUUUAGAUUAAUUAAUCCAAACAUGAUGGUUUUGGGCCAAGAACCCCGCCAAACUACAUCGAAUUUAGGUCAUCUACAAAAACCAUCUGUUCAAGCCUUGAUUCAUGGCUUAAAUCGUCAUUAUUACAGCAUUAGCAUAAACUAUCGCAAAAAUGAAUUAGAACAGAAAAUGCUAUUAAAUUUACAUAAAAAGACAUGGAUGGAUGGUCUUACCCUUGCUGAAUAUUCGGAACACAGUAGGCUGAAUGAAAAUAUUGUAUCAGAGAUGCUUGAACUUGCGAAAAAUUAUAACAAGGCAUUGGAAGACGAAGAGAAAAUGACACCCGAACAAUUAGCUAUAAAAAAUGUGGGCAAACAAGAUCCAAAACGGCAUUUAGAAGAAAAAGUGGACACACUUAUGGCUACAAAUAUUGUUCAAUGUCUGGGAGCUAUGCUCGAUACAGUUGUAUUUAAAUAACUAUUUCUUUAAACACAAUUUGCACUAUGUUAUUAAAAAU